Messenger RNA from Durusdinium trenchii, 1683 nucleotides. Lineage: Eukaryota; Dinophyceae; Suessiales; Symbiodiniaceae. The record is from the annotation of a GenBank genome assembly.
AUGUCGCCGAAGCUGCCGGUGCCCGGAGCUCGCUUCGCCGAUCGUUCGACGGGCGACGUCCGACGCCCGAGAGAGGGGCGACGUGCCACACAGUCCAGGAGAGGCAAAGCUGAUGCCAGAGACUCCCCAGAGCAGGACACCUUCAACCGAACGCGUUCGCCAUCGGACGACGCCUUGGAGCCCGGCGAUGAAGGGGAUUUCAUGGAGUUUGAUGAAGAGGAUGAUGAAGACUGGGAUGAGGAGUCCUUCGCGAUGCGCUUCGAGGAUGAUGAGUUCCAGGAAAGCGCCAGUGUCCGGCCUCCACCUGGUCUGGAGGAGUUUGAGGAGGACUGGGAUGACCUCGACGAAGGCUUCGGCAUGCCUUUCUCCGAAGAAGACGACGGGGCAACUGAAGGCGACGAGAACCGAGAGACCUCUGGCUUCGUGGGGAGCGUCUUCGACGGGAUGGACGCCCCUGCGGGCGCUCAAGUGACCUCGAUUCCCAGCUAUGAAGAGCUCAGUCUUUUGUACGACGACUUUCCGGUGCAAGGCCAAACCGUCCAGAAGGAGCCCGAGAAGCCCACACCGACUCCGGAGGUGGCACUGAAAGAGAAAGAGCCAUCGCGCGCGAAGAGGACCUUGGAAUACAUGGAGGAGAGAGAAUAUGAGGUCAUUGCGGAGGGCAUUGCGGUGCGGACGCUGCCGGACGAGCGGUCGCCACGCACGGGAGAGAUCCUCCGGCAAGGGGAGAAGUUUACCGCCAUCGAGGCCCAGGACGGCAGAGGCAAUGACCCCCGUUUGUACCUACGGCUUCCGGAAGGUCGUGGAUGGGUCUUCAAUGAUGAGAAGAUCUAUCCGGGCUUACCCUCGGUGAAGCUCACCGCACAGGUUGCAGCGGAACGCUUGGCCAAGAAGCCGACACCUGUGAAGCGUCCACUGGUGGCGGUCGUGGGGCGCCCCAACGUUGGUAAGUCCACUUUGGUGAACCGCAUCUGCGAUGUGCCUGACGUGAUCGGCGGCAUCACGCAUGAUGAAAUCAGCGUGACGCACGACCGGACCUAUAAGCAGGCAGAGCACACGGACGAUUGCGGAGACACCUAUCUCUUCGAUGUGGUGGAUGCUGGCGGCAUGGUCUUCGAGGAUUCCUUAGAAACGGUGACCUUUCAGAAUGAGAUCAAGUUCCAGAUUGAUGUGGCCCUGCGCGAGGCCUGCGCUGCAGUCAUGGUGGUGGAUGGCAACGUGGGCGUCACCAGCGACCACCUCAAAGUGGCAGAGUAUUUGAAGAAGACCUACAUCAGCAAAGGCCUGCGGGUGGUUCUGGCCGUGGCCAAGUGCGAUCGUUUGGAGUCCAUGGACAUCAAGGUGUAUUGCAAGGCCGGGAUGGAUGGAAUGGCAAGACUGCAAGACAUCGCCAGCACCGAGGACUCCGAGUUUCACACCGAGUACCAGGACUUCGAGCAGCUCUCAGUCCACGCCCAGGCGAAGGUCUCCAAGAUCUCUUGCCCAGACUCCAUCUCUACGCGGGACUCCAACACCGAGCAUCCUGACCUCUCACUGAGUGCCCCACUCGAUGUCACCAACUUGCGCGAUGCGAGUGAGGGGGCCUCACCCGCCACGGAGCUUUCUCCGCUCCGGAGAAUUUCAUGGGCAGAUGAGGACGAGUCAGAGGUCCAUUUGCUGGAGCUCUUCGCCAAGCCAGGAUGA